Cuscuta campestris is the source of this 1741-nucleotide messenger RNA. NCBI's taxonomy places the organism in Eukaryota, Viridiplantae, Streptophyta, Magnoliopsida, Solanales, Convolvulaceae. The record is from the annotation of a GenBank genome assembly.
GAUAAUGGAAGACGAGCGACCAUUUCAAAGGAUAAAGAGAAUCCUAUACGCAGAUGUUGUACGAAUUCACAACCUCACACCUUUUUCUCUCCUGACAUAAAUCCAGAAAACAAAGUGAGCUCCAGCCGAAAGCAUUCGAUUAUCCUUUUCUCCCCCUUUUCCAUCUUCACUUCUUCGGACUCCCUAAUUCUUCAAUUCCUCUGCGAUUCUGUAUAUUCCCUGCCGCCAUGACUUGAAGCAUUGUUCAGAUGAACUAGUGGGCUGUUACAUUUGAGUGAAGCUCAUGGAGUGUGAUUCCGGGAACUGCUCUAGAGAAAACACAAAGUUGGGAGCUAUGUUGACUUUUGAGAAGGCAAACAUAUCUUAUGGAGACUUCAACUGUGAAAAUGUGGGUCUAUUUACACCCAAGUCACUCCAGAAGAAGCAUAUUGACAAGAAGGGAAGUGAUAAAGAAGAAGAGCUCGUUAGAUACAUGUCGAGUUUACCUACCUAUCUGCAGGUAGGAAAAGCCCAGCAGGAAAAAGCUUUUAAUGUUGGAGUGCUUGAUUGGAAGCAUCUAGAAAGGUGGCAAAGUAAAGCUAAGCAAAUGCCUUCAAGGUUCAAUGUGGUUUCACCACCAUCGACUAGCAGCAAUGCAUCGUCAUUCUCGUCAACAGAAGAGUCAUCAUCCAAUUCCAGCAGAGAAUACCUUGCGCCAUACCUCAUGAAAGUAAAAUUAGAUUUUAAAAGUUGUAAAACAGUUCGAAUUGGGAAACAGGGGCCUGCCACACAGCGAGCUCAAUUACAAGCAACCAUCACAAAUGGCGUUCCUCAAUUUAGAUUCUCAGUUGAGAAGGAAGAUGAGUGUGUAACAGCCACGGUGGAGCGAUUGUCUUCAUCCACGAAGAACAACAAUUGGAUCUAUACAUUCUCUACUAUGCAUGACAUGAAGAAGAAGAAGAAGAAAAAGGAUAGAAACAAAGUGACAGGAAAUAUUUCUAGUGCCGUCAUCGCUCAAAUGAAGGUUUCUGAUGUUCAAUCGUCAGACGUCAUUAUUAGGGAGUUUGUUUUGUUUAACACAGGCAGCAUAAAUCAACAAACUUCAGAGCUUGCAGCCAUUGUUGUGAAAUUUUCAGAGUGUGAAGAGAUUAGCAUGAAUGUGAUUAUUCCUGGUGGUGAUCAUGGACUUCCCAAAAAAGGGGAGCCUUCUUCACUCAUUGAAAGAUGGAAAUCCGGUGGGUCGUGUGACUGUGGAGGUUGGGAUUUGGGAUGCAAACUAAGAAUCCUUGCCAAUGACAGUGCCAUGGGCAGAAAAUCUAGAGUUCCAUUGAGUGGUGGACAGUUUGAGCUUUUCUCUCAGGGAGGAGAUCAUCAAGAAAAUAUGGCUGCCCUCAGGCUGUUGGGCCCUUUCAAAGAUGGGAUCCUUUCUGUGGAGUACGCUUCAUCUCUCAAACUCUUGCCAGCAUUCUCCAUUUGCCUCGCUAUUCUAAACGUUAGAAAGCGAUACGGAUCCUGAGGGGUUUCUCUCAUCUUCAGACAACAACGAAAGGCCUUCCCGAAACUGAAAAUGAGAAAGUCGAAGGCCAUGCGAAGGUGUUAUAUAGGGAGAACAACUCAUGUAACACUAGUAAAUAUAGUUGUAAUUUGGUGGCAGAAUAAUAAUAUAGAUAGAGUGCAGCAUUGUAGUAUCAUCUGAGUAUGAAAUUGAAUUUGAUGUGGUAGGGGAAGCAAAUGUGGACUCAAAUAAUUUGGGCUACCAUGA